CUCAAAGGCAUAUUCUCACAAACCAGCGCCAACCUCUCGACACCUAACCGAAACCUCAAAGUGUGAGAUAAUCGGUUGUCAUGGCUAGGGCUUCUGUGAUGUUUUUUAUUUCUGUGGAGUGACAACAAAAAAGAGAAUCUAAUUCAGCUGUCCUGGACUAUACAUUAUCUUGAAGUAUGAAGAUGCGACUGCAUUUUGUGGUGGAUCCCAUGGGCUGGUUCUGCAUGAGUAUGGUAUUUUUUGUCUGGAUCUAUAACAGCUUCCUCAUUCCCAAACUGGUGCUACUUCCACACUAUGCUGAGGGACAUAUAACUGCUGAACCUGUGAUCUGUAAGUAUCUGACUAUUUUG
Danio rerio (zebrafish) is the source of this 350-nucleotide messenger RNA. It is a transcript of the gene zdhhc21, whose product is annotated as zDHHC palmitoyltransferase 21. Gene Ontology annotation, cellular component: Golgi membrane; membrane; Golgi apparatus. Lineage: Eukaryota; Metazoa; Chordata; Actinopteri; Cypriniformes; Danionidae. The record is from RefSeq and is marked validated. Gene Ontology annotation, molecular function: protein-cysteine S-palmitoyltransferase activity; acyltransferase activity; palmitoyltransferase activity.